AACAGUGAUUUCAUAGGUGGCUGACAGGAAGGUGCAGGGGAAAUGAGAUGAAUCAUGUUCUGUUUUAACAGUUUGUUCUUUUCCAAGCUGAGUGGAGACGCCUGUAGCCACUGUUGUAUUUAGUCAAGUGUUUCUGAGGUUAAAAAAACAACAACAACAAAACAACAGAAAGCCUGGAAUAGUAUUUUUUUUUCAAAGCUGUCAUCAAAUGGAUGUAGUGUAAAAAUGCAGACCCCUCACUCUUCAGCUUUUGCACUUGUGAGGAAAGGAGAAGAGAUUGUGUGAAAGCAGAAACUGAGGAAGGAGGCCUUACAGAAUAUCUCAUCUGCUGCGCUAGGAUUGGCUGAUUGGACGGCUUCUGAGGUGCAGGAGGCGGGGCUUGUCUGAACACAGGCUGCUUAACCAGGACCACAGAUUUCUUAAUGAAUCAGAGGUGUUUCAUUCAUUUGUGGCCUUCAAGUUUGCCUAGUUGUUGCUGGUGUCUGGGCACAAGUCUUGUAAAAAAUGGCUGCAGUUUAGGUUGUUUAGUGGAGUUCCUCUUCAAGCCCAACCCCCUCAUGCACAGCUGGACUUCCCUGAGUUCCUUGUGGGUGGCUGCUUACACCUCAGAUGAGCCACACUGCAGAAGACAGGUCUCUCUCUCUCUCUCUCUCUCUAACUCUGCCUCUCUCUCUAGCUCUCUCUCUAUGUGUCUUUGUGGGUAGUGCUCACUGAACUCCUGCACUAUGAGCAGUGAAGACAGUUUUCCUGAUGUGCAGCCCUUCUCUGCAGGAUGUCCCACAUACAGAUGGCGCUCUCAGAGCGACGCCUCCGGCUUCACGUCCAGGAUCUUCAACAGAUUACGGGGAGCAUGCUCAGUGGAGGGACUGGAAAAAGCUUCUCUGGCCAACUGUGAUGUGGUAGUCGGGGGCUCCUCUCAGCUGAAAGGGAAGGGAAAACUGUCCUCUCUAGGCAAAAUCUUCAAACCCUGGAAGUGGCGGAAGAAAAGAACAAGUGAUAAGUUCCAGGACCUAUCCAAAGUACUAGAGAGGAAAAUUUCCACCAGGCAGACGCGAGAAGAACUCAUCAGGAAGGGUGUCCUUAUUCCAGAUCAAGGUGACAUUUUUGAAGACCAGGUGAACACUGAGACUUUGAAUGGGCAUGCAGUUUCCAGUGGAGUCACAGAAGAGGUGAAAGUGGACAUCGAGUCUCCAGACACCCCCACUGAGGAGAAGACAGAACUAGCUCCAGAUACUGAUGAGACAGAAGAAAAGAAAGAAAACGUGCACAGCCCACAGGCCAGCGUGGCUGGAGCUCAGAGGACCACUUCUAAAAAACAACAGCCCCUGUCCACCAAGCCCUCAGGUGGGGCUGCUGGUCCAGGGGGCAGGAAGGAUGGCAAGACAGGGGGUAAAAAGUUGCCAAAAGGGGCCAGUAAACAGGCCACUGCUCCUCCACCUAAACAAACCUCACGAAACACAACCCGUGGGAAUGCUAAAGCUCCCAAUCCUAAGAAAACUGCAGGCACGUCUAAAAGUUCGUCUCAGGCUUCUGGACAGGCUUCAACAUCCUGUGCGAAGAACCUCAAAGAUGGUGUCUCAGAACUGACUCCAGCAGAGACCAAGCAUGGCAAGAAAACCAACCAGUCCAGAUCUCCCCAACCUCGUUCCAAAGCCCCACCUGAAACAGACAAGACCCGAGGAAGCUCUUCCACGAAAGACCAAAAGAAUGAGACUGAGGCCUCAAGUGCGGAAGAGAAUGCAGUUAAGGAGACGCCUCAGGUUUGUGAAGAUGCUAAUAAGCAGCAAGAUUCUUCUGCAGAGCCAGAGAAAAUUCAGCCCCACAUGAACAAAGCCACACAGGAGACGUCUUUCACAGAGUCUUCGAAUGAACUUCCCUCAAAUGCUGCAGCAGAGCCUCCGAGCACAGAGAAGGAAGCUGAGGGGAAGAGUGCAGCAGAUGGUGACCAACAGACUGAAGGAAGCCGGAAGCCACAGGGGGUCAAUGUGGAAAACCCGGGAGUGACCGUUAUUCCUGACAAUGUUCGAGAGACUCAGGCCAGUGAUUCAGACUCAGACGGGCCUGUGCCCUACAGAGAUGAGGAAGAGGAGGAGGAAGAGGAUGAGUAUACCUCCAGUUCUCUUGCCAGCAAAAUCCGCCGCAGAGACACACUUGCCAUCAAACUCGGCAAUAGGCCCAGCAAGAAGGAGCUGGAGGAGAAAAAUAUCCUUCCAAGAACGUCGGAGACAGAGAGACAGGAACUGCGACAACAGAUCGGCUGCAAACUAGUGAGACGGCUGAGUCAGAGACCCACGACUGAAGAGCUGGAGCAGAGAAACAUUCUGAAACAGAAGAAUGAGGAGGAGGAGCACGAGGCCAAGCAAGAAAUUAAAAGGCGGCUUUCCCGAAAGCUGAGUGUCCGGCCCACAGUCGCCGAGUUGGUGGCCAGGCGGAUCUUGCGUUUCAAUGAGUAUGUGGAGGUGACUGAGGCGAAAGAUUAUGAUCGUCGUGCUGACAAACCCUGGACCAGGCUGACGCCCGCUGACAAAGCUGCUAUACGCAAGGAACUUAAUGAGUUUAAAAGCAAAGAGAUGGAAGUUCAUGAAGAGAGUAAACAGUUUACCAGGUUCCAUCGGCCCUGAGGCGGUCUCCUUCGUGAGUUUUCUGGACCGCUGCCCGCGCUGGGCUCUCUCUUCCUGUCCCUCCACUACGCUUCCUGCUGCGGGGCCAACAGUUGGGCUCCUGUUGCACAUCGGCUGUCCUCUGGCGCUGGCAGCGCUCCGGCUGGCCUGUCUCUAGCCAUCGCUGUCAACUGCCCAGGGGACUGGAGCACAGCUGAACUGCAGAGACACAAAGAGAGAGACUGCUGGACAUGAACAAAUGUGAACGCAGACAGGUGCCUUGGUCUGUCCUGGGAUUUUUAUUUUUUUUUUAAGUUUGAUGUUUUUUUUGUUAUUUUUUGCACACACUAAGGACAAGACUUGUACAUUUUUUGCAAUUUACCACGGCCAUCAAGGAAGAUUCGCAUUAUGCCUCACGCAUACAAUAUAAGGGACAAACAGUGACUUCUCCUUGACAAGCCAUUGUUGCAUAUCUAAAUCGGCAGUGUGCUGAGGAUAUUUGUUUUGUAUUUGUAACUGUUUUUAAAGCAGUAUUACAGUGUGGAGUCCCAUAGUAGCUCUGAAUAUUCAUGCAUGUGGAAAGCAUUUUAAAAAUCAUACUCACUUGAUUCUUACCAUUACUUUAAACCAAGCUGAAAAGGACAUUUAAACCAUUAGAACUGUUUAUUAGCGUUAUUAUUCUCUAUCCAGACUGGUAGUAUCCAUAAAAGUGAAUCAAAGUAGUUUUCUGUUACAUUCAAUUAGCAGUUUUAUGUGAAAGGCUGUAACUUUUCCAGAAAAGACCAAAUGUUUUCAUACUGCUGUUUACUUUUUUUUAAGAUUAUCACCAUCUUUUGGUUUUAGAGUUACAGUCUCUUAUGAUUUGACCUUCAGUUGGACUGAGCUAGGGCUAAAUACUACAGGCAGCAGGUUUAAGUGACAAAACUGGACCCCAAAAAGAAAAAAAAAAAAUAAAAUUUUCUUUGUGAACAGAAACAUCCAAACAUACUACAUACCAGGUUUAAACAAAGGCAGGCAAAUGUGAUAUUUGCAUAAGCAGGUUGAUUUUUGCAUGUUGUCUCAACAAAUGAAACCUCAUCCUUUCACUUCUGAUCUGGACCACUUUGGUGUGCUCUCAGAACACGUGAAACAAAUCAGGUAGAAAAAAUGGAUUUGGAUCAUCAAGAAAACAACAAAUCCAUUUUAAACAUAGCUUGUCUGUAUAAAUAUAGCGUUAUUACAUUGCAUUGUUAUAUGCUGUGGGAUCGAACUAUCUAAUGUCAGAUGAUGUUGCCAGACAUACGUACGUUUGUCAGAUGCUGAGAGUAUUAUUUUAUCAUUGUAAACGCGUAUCCUGGAAAAUGUUUAAAUUAUUUUUAAUCAGUUGUUGUACAGAAUGUGCAUAUAAUACAUGUGAAUACAUCCACUAUGCUGUGAACCAGA
Colossoma macropomum (tambaqui) is the source of this 4022-nucleotide messenger RNA. RefSeq names its product phosphatase and actin regulator 2 (gene phactr2). Gene Ontology annotation, biological process: actin cytoskeleton organization. The record is from RefSeq and is a predicted model, not a curated record. The coding region runs from base 726 to 2621 and encodes 631 amino acids. The transcript has 14 exons. Lineage: Eukaryota; Metazoa; Chordata; Actinopteri; Characiformes; Serrasalmidae. Gene Ontology annotation, molecular function: actin binding.